GACCCAAAAUCUCGUAACUCUACAAUCACUAUUGCUCUCUGCAAUUGACGAGCCCUUUGUCCCUUCGGAGCUCUCAUCAUUCAGGUUAUUUCGCCAUUUUUCAUCAUCGUCUUAUUGGUUCGGCUGAUUACAAUUUAGGGUUUUCGUAUACGUUUGUAUACAUGCGCAUUUUUUCUCAUGGCCAAAAGUAGUGGCAAAAAGAUCAGAAAUGAAGUGCAAGAUAUAGGCAGAUCUUCUGCCAAGAAGUAUUUUAGGAAGUUGAAGAAGAAUAAAUCUAUGGAUGCCGUUUAUUCUGUAGAAAACCGUGCCCUGACUCCUGUCGUUGAUGCCCAGAAAAUGGAGGAAUUUUCCGGUUUUAUAUUCAUGUGUAAUGGGAAGACAAAACCCGAGUGUUAUGUAAAUCGUGUUUUCGGGCUUCCCUCUGGUAAAAGGGAAGUUGUAGAGAAGAUCAAACCAGGUAUGAAGCUUUUUCUGUUUGAUUUUGAUGUGAAGCUUCUCUAUGGUGUGUAUGAGGCAUCCUCCAAUGGCGCGAUGAACUUGGAACCCGCUGCUUUUGGAGAAAGAUUUCCAGCACAGGUGAGAUUCAGAAUUUACAAGGAUUGUCUUCCACUGCACUUAAAUUCGUUCAGAACUGCUAUUAAAGACAAUUAUCAUGGCUCUAAGUUUGCACCAGAACUUAAUGGUCAGCAGGUGAGAGACCUUCUAUCAUUGUUUCGGCCGAUCGUUGCACCAUCACCUGCUUCAGUACUCCCUUAUGGUGCACUCCAACUGCAGAUGCCGCCUACAGCAAUUAACGUACAGCUAAAUUCCUCGUUAACCCCACAUUUACAGAAUUCGUAUCGACCUCAUCUGGCUGGACUAAUGCAUAGUCUUCCGGCCCAACAAGUCAUUGGGUCUCAACCCGUUCCUCAAAACAUGUUAAAUCCUCAUUUACAUCAUCUCCAUCCAGCUCCUGGUAAUCCGUAUCAAUGUCCAGAGACUCGACAGGCAUACUUCCUUAAUGAUCUUCCACAGACUAUGCAAGAACCAUAUCCAAGGUAUACGACAACGCCUAGGGUGUAUCCUCAUGGUGAACCGGUUGGGUUGGAGGUUGGAUAUGAUGGUUCAGCCGUAAGAACACAAAGAGAACCUCUUCCAAACCAUGUCGGUUACCACAACUUUCAAUCUAUGCUGACUGCUGCUCAUGAUCAUUCACAUGUGAAUGCUCCACCUUGCUACAGUGUCCCAGAUUCUUCACAUGUGCAUACCCCACCGUGUUACAGUGGCCCAACGUAUCGCCCUCCGCAGCCACCACCAUCUGGAGGACCUCAAAUGGUGGAGGGAAGCACGUCCUUCUCAUCCUAUUACUCUCGUUUACUGCACCCAUCAAACGUUGACGGAUCGCAAAAGAUUGACGAAUUCAGAACGUAUUGAUGGGAUCGAGUUGCGGGUUGUGAUGAUGGUUAGAUAGAAUCGUCGUUAAUAGUUAUGAUGCUAGUUUGCAAUUGAAUCUUCAAGUAAUGCAUGACAAUUUGAAGAAUCAUCGCGGGUUUCAAAGGUAACCCGGUUAAUAUUUUGUGAGUAGAAGCUACGUAAUCCCGUUUUGGGAUGGUUGAUCCGAAGGAGAUUUUGUAGUCGUUAGCAGAUUUCGAUUUUCAUGAACGAUUAACAUCGUGUGUGGAUUCUAUAUUAAGGCGUAGUUUCUUAAACCAAAAACUAAAUGAAAUCAAACAU
Messenger RNA from Cynara cardunculus var. scolymus (artichoke), 1713 nucleotides. RefSeq lists its product as uncharacterized. The coding region runs from base 178 to 1413 and encodes 411 amino acids. NCBI's taxonomy places the organism in Eukaryota, Viridiplantae, Streptophyta, Magnoliopsida, Asterales, Asteraceae. The record is from RefSeq and is a predicted model, not a curated record. The transcript is spliced from 5 exons.